UCGAGUCAUGACUUCUGCAGUUGUGUGAUGAAAACAGGAGCAAACUGCACCUUCGCGUGCUGAAAUUUUUGAUUGGUUGCAGACAAGAAGAAAUGGCAGCUGUUUUUAGACAUCUCCAGGGCUUGGCCCGGGCCACUCGGUCACCCAUUGCAGCUAGCCGCGGUUUGGUUACUCAAAGGCAGUAUGCCACCAGCGGUGAAACCAACGAGAAAGGCUACAAGGUGAUUGAUCACACGUAUGACGCCGUCGUUGUCGGUGCUGGUGGUGCCGGUCUCCGCGCAGCUUUCGGCCUGGCAGAGGAAGGCUUCCGCACUGCCAUCAUCACCAAGCUCUUCCCCACGCGCUCUCACACGGUUGCAGCUCAGGGUGGAAUCAAUGCUGCUCUUGGAAACAUGGAGUCUGAUGACUGGAGAUGGCAUAUGUACGACACAGUAAAGGGCAGUGACUGGCUUGGUGACCAGGAUGCCAUUCAUUACAUGACCCGUGAAGCACCGCAGGCUGUUGUGGAGCUGGAGAACUACGGCAUGCCAUUCAGCCGUACCGACGACGGCGACAUUUAUCAGCGUGCGUUUGGCGGCCAGUCGCUCAACUACGGUAAGGGAGGUCAAGCACAUCGCUGCUGCGCUGUUGCAGACCGUACCGGCCACUCUCUUCUUCAUACGCUCUACGGACAGUCACUGCGGUAUGACGCUACUUAUUUCAUUGAGUACUUUGCCAUGGAUCUGCUGAUGGACAACGGUGUGUGCGUCGGUGUUAUUGCCAUGAAUAUGGAAGACGGAUCCAUUCACCGAUUCCGCUGCAAGAACACCGUGCUUGCGACUGGUGGAUACGGCCGUGCGUACUUCUCCUGCACCUCUGCUCACACUUGCACUGGUGACGGCUCCGCUAUGGUUGCUCGUGCUGGCCUUGCCAAUGAGGACAUGGAGUUUGUGCAGUUCCAUCCAACUGGUAUCUAUGGUGCUGGUUGUCUGAUUACUGAGGGUUGCCGUGGUGAGGGUGGUAUCCUCAUCAAUGGUCACGGCGAGCCGUUCAUGGAGCGCUACGCACCCAAGGCCAAGGAUUUGGCAUCGCGCGACGUUGUUUCGCGUUCCAUGACAAUGGAGAUCCGCGAGGGACGAGGCUGUGGCCCAGACAAGGAUCAUGUUUACCUUCAACUCUUCCACUUGCCACAAGAUAUCCUUGCCACCAGAUUGCCAGGUAUCAGUGAGACGGCCAUGAUCUUUGCCGGUGUGGACGUGACACGUGAGCCCAUCCCUGUUCUACCCACCGUGCAUUACAACAUGGGCGGUGUGCCCACCAACUGGACAGGACAGGUGAUUCAGAUCAACAAGAAGGGCGAGGACGUUGUCGUGCCCGGUCUGUACGCCGCUGGCGAGGCUGCCUGCGCGUCAGUGCACGGUGCCAACCGUCUCGGCGCCAACUCCCUGCUCGAUCUGGUCAUCUUUGGCCGUGCCUGCGCGCACACCAUUGCCAAGAACAGCAAGCCCGGCGAUGACAUGCCUCCUUUGCCUAAGGAUGCUGGUGAGGCUUCUCUGGGCAACCUGGACAAGGUGCGCCAUGCCAACGGUGCUGUCCCCACUGCUGAGCUCCGCUUGAACAUGCAAAAGACUAUGCAAAACAAUGCGGCUGUCUUCCGCACUGGUGAGGUAUUGCAGGAGGGUGUGGAGAAGAUGAGUAAGAUCAACAAGGACUUUGCUGAUGUCAAGGUUUUUGACCGUGGUCUCGUCUGGAACUCUGACCUCAUCGAGACUCUGGAGCUGCAAAACUUGCUCAACUGUGCUGUUCAGACCCUGGUGUCUGCGGAGGCGAGAAAGGAGAGCCGUGGUGCACAUGCUCGCGAAGACUUCAAGACCCGUAUCGAUGAGUUUGAUUACGCAAAGCCACUUGAGGGACAAGAGCAAGUUCCAUUCGAGAAGCACUGGCGGAAACACACCAUGUCCACUAUCGACGAAUCUGGCAAGGUUGAUCUUGAGUACCGACCUGUCAUUGACCCUACCAUGGACGAGAAGGAAUGUGCGCAUGUACCGCCCCAGCUACGAAGCUAUUAGUUUGCUUGCUUCCUGCAUUGUAUCGUUGCAUGAUGUGGUCCGUGGCCUGAUUUGAAAGUGACACCCUCCUGUGUCCGCGGCACGUCAACGUUUCAUGGCUGGCGAUUCAGUGCAGUUUGAGACACUGGAUCUAGCCAUGUUGGGGGUUUUAUAUGUACAUGCUCGGAGGGUGUCCAGUUGACUAGUUUGGCGGCUGAGUCUGUCUUCAGUACUGUGGUAUUGCCAUGGUUGCCUGGGCUGAGUUCGUGAUCAAUAACUAUUGCAGCUCUGGCUAGCAAUUUUUUUAUCGAUUUUCUUUGCUGACAACUCAGUGGUAGAACAUGCUGUGGUAGCUUUAUGGAGCGUUUGUGGUUGGACGAAAAUGCAAUACUACAAGUGUUUCCAUCUACCGUGACUUACGACUUCGGACCAUGGCUAUUUAGUAUUUACAGAUGUAUCUCUACUACUACUCCGCUCUCGAUCUUGUAGCAUCAUCAUCCCAUGGGAUUCGGGCCAUCUUGUUCAAUUCUCACACUCCAUGCUGUUGAGUAUUCAAGCUAUCAAUCUGUUGCACGUGCUUUGCACUGCCCUAUACAAGUUAUUAUUAUUCUUUUCAUUCUCGAUCGGCCGAGCUCGUCCGGCUGUUCGUCCUCUCUCUCUCUUUCUUUCCCUCGAUAUAGUUUACUAUGGAUGGAUUCGA
This is a messenger RNA of Sycon ciliatum, 2727 nucleotides long. RefSeq names its product succinate dehydrogenase [ubiquinone] flavoprotein subunit, mitochondrial-like. The record is from RefSeq and is a predicted model, not a curated record. Gene Ontology annotation, molecular function: succinate dehydrogenase (quinone) activity; flavin adenine dinucleotide binding; electron transfer activity. Gene Ontology annotation, biological process: tricarboxylic acid cycle; mitochondrial electron transport, succinate to ubiquinone. Bases 93 to 2048 code for a protein of 651 amino acids. The transcript is spliced from 17 exons. NCBI's taxonomy places the organism in Eukaryota, Metazoa, Porifera, Calcarea, Leucosolenida, Sycettidae.